Arabidopsis arenosa is the source of this 645-nucleotide messenger RNA. NCBI's taxonomy places the organism in Eukaryota, Viridiplantae, Streptophyta, Magnoliopsida, Brassicales, Brassicaceae. The record is from the annotation of a GenBank genome assembly.
CAAAACUUUUAUUUUUUUUUUUACAAAACUUUUAUUUAGCUCUUUCUUCAGUGUUUUCUUCACCUAUCUCUCUCUAUUGAUAAAGUUAUGAAGUUUCUCGUCGAGAUUCUAAAUGGCUCAUCGUUUGAGAUUGAAGUGGAUUACAGAGAUACACUGUUAGAGGUCAAACAAAAGAUCGAGAGGUCUCAACGUAUUCCUGUUUCCAAACAAACCCUUAUCGUCGACGACAUUGUUAUUCUUCGAGAAGAUCUUAACGUCAAACAAUGCCAGAUCGUCCACAAUUCUCAUAUCCAACUCGACGUCUCUGCUGAUGAUGAUAACCCUAAUCAUAACGAUGACGAUCAAAUGCCGCAAACCGAGCAAUCUCCAGCACCAUUGCUUUCAGCGGAAGAGUACUUUGUGGGACAAGAGUGGCCUUUGACAGAGGAAGAGAUCAGAAAGAUUUAUAGCUAUCGCCCUGAGACAACACAAGGGAUCAGUAAGGUUCAAGAUUCGCAGGCGAUGGUAAGAAGCGACAAGAACGUCUCGACGAGCAUGAAGGUUGAGAGCAACAACAACAAUGAUCAAGUGCAAUAUCCACCGUCGUUGCUCAAUAUUCGCCUUGCAAACCUGCGAAGAUGAGGGGUCUACGAGAUCUUUGGAAAU